UUACUUUAUGUUACACCCAGUUGGAGUCUGGGCAAGAUGUUUGUGACACUCCUUUUGGCCGUCGUGUUAGACGUGACUCAAAAGGUCAGAGCCGUUGCAGAGUGCCCAUGCAUCCACCGUGAGGCUGAUCCACUAUUCCCAGGGGCUGGUGGUUACAGGUGGGACUGUGAAUAUGUGUCGCACGGUCUUACAGAAGUGCCAACCGCCUGCUGGGCCGAGGACUCGAACGUCACACAGGUCUUUUUGGAUUACAACGAAAUUGAGACGGUGCCGAGUGACAGCUUUGUUUCCCUAACUAACGUACGCACCCUCUCCCUGAGGCAUAAUGAAAUCGGCAUUGUGGAGGAAGGAGCUCUUUCAGGGCUCAGCUCACUGGAGUUUCUGGACUUGGCAAGCAACCGCCUCGGCUUUCUUCCCUCCGAAGUGUGGAACCUGAGGGAGCUUUCUCAACUGUACCUCGGUGAUAAUAAUUUUUAUGUCGCUUCGACCUUUAACAUAAAAAAUUUGGUGAACUUGCAAGUGCUGGAUCUCCACCUGAACCACCUGAGUGACAUGCCUCUAAAUAGCCUGGAGCCUCUAACGAAACUACGAAAACUUCAUCUGUACUGGAACAUGUUCGUAAGUCUUCCCGUGAUGACCGAAAAUCAUUUGUUAGAAGAAGUGCUGGUGAACGGCAAUGCUCUGCUGGACUUUCCAAAGUAUAUGUUUGGCAACCUAACGUCACCACUCACGUAUCAUUUUGUGGAUAACCCCGCCUACGACGUUUGGGCCACCAUGCUUCUCCCGCUGCCGGACAAGAGUCAUAUAGUGAUGGGCUCUGAUGUGACCGUAUGGGCUGAGGACGAGCAGCAGGCAGAAGAAGUGCUGCUUAAAGACUGGCUGGUGCAGGACGGCCUUUCCAACACCAUAGACCUCAGUAACCUCUUGAUGAUCUGUGGAGAUAAGAGAAAACAGCCAAGUCCUCGACAGCCACUGUGCUAGUCACAUCAAAUAAAAGACUGCUUCUCUAUAA
This is a messenger RNA of Eriocheir sinensis (Chinese mitten crab), 1012 nucleotides long. Its product is annotated as leucine-rich repeat-containing protein 15-like. The coding region runs from base 37 to 981 and encodes 314 amino acids. The transcript has 6 exons. NCBI's taxonomy places the organism in Eukaryota, Metazoa, Arthropoda, Malacostraca, Decapoda, Varunidae. The record is from RefSeq and is a predicted model, not a curated record. Gene Ontology annotation, molecular function: protein binding.